GGGAAUAUGAGAAAGGGAAGUUCAUUAGUUAAUAGUGCUGUUAAUGGCUCCGAGCAAGAUGAAUCUGAUGAAGCAGCUACCAAUUCAAUUUCACAACUGUCCUUGACCAAAGCACAAAUUCAAAAGCUUAUGACAUUGAUCUCUGAACAAGAUGAUACAGCAAGAACUAAGGAAAAUCAUUCAGACAAGCCUUCUCUUGUAAAUUCUGCACUGGCAGGAUCUUCUUACAUGGACAGUGAUUGGGCAUGCUACAGUCAUUGCUGGACUUUAUAUCAUACAAAGACAGUUGAAUGCACAGUUCCAGAAGUUGAUUUAUGUUCAUAAAGGUCCUAUUUCUGUUCUUUCUAAGUCUAGGAUUCAUAAUGUUCAGUCUGGUGAUACAAAGUUUAUAAAAUCAGAUUUGGUACAUGAUGAUUGUUUAAACUUUGUUUGUAGUUCUUUGAGUCAAAAUUUUGAUAUGUGGGACUAUAGAUUAGGUCAUGUGUCACCAUAGAGAAUAAAACAGAUUCAUAAGUGCUGUUCAGAUGUGAUUUGUAAAGAUGAUUUUCAAUGCAA
Molecule: messenger RNA, 555 nt
Organism: Theobroma cacao (cacao)
Lineage: Eukaryota; Viridiplantae; Streptophyta; Magnoliopsida; Malvales; Malvaceae
Source: RefSeq, a predicted model, not a curated record